Messenger RNA from Rotaria sp. Silwood1, 867 nucleotides. The record is from the annotation of a GenBank genome assembly. Lineage: Eukaryota; Metazoa; Rotifera; Eurotatoria; Philodinida; Philodinidae.
AUGUUUAUUGAAUCAGAUCAUACAGCAAUUUAUAAAGCAUAUCGUCCUGGUUAUCCACGAGAAUUAUAUAACAAAAUUUUGGAAUUUUAUUUCAAUACAACCAAUAUCGAUUUCAAUAAUGAUGAUAAUGAUAAAAAAAUUCCGUUAGCUUUAGAUGUUGCCUGUGGCAGUGGACAAGCAACUGUUGAUUUAAGUUAUUAUUGUCACCGAGUCAUUGCUAUUGAUUGCAGUGAAAAUCAAUUAAAAAAUGCAACAUUAAAACAAAAUAUUGAAUAUCAUUGUUCUAAUGCAGAAAAUUUAACAUUUCUAUCACCCAAUUCAAUUGAUCUUGUCACAGUAGCAACAGCAUUACAUUGGUUUGAUAUUCAAACAUUUUUUGAGCAAGUUGAUCGUAUUUUGAAACCGAAUGGUGGUGUUCUAAGUAUUUGGUGUACAGGUUUUCCAUCAUUAGACAAUCUGAAAACUGUCGAAAUCCUAAACAACUUCUAUCAAAAUGACCUUCAUGGUUGUUGGAGUGAUAAAACACAAUUAAUAGUUGAUCAUUAUGAAUCAAUACUCGAUACAUUUCCAUAUCAACAAACAAGAAUAAAACAUGUUAUCGACUAUGAACGAGAAAUGUCUAUUCUUCAAUUUGUCAAUUUGAUUGAAACAUGGAGUCCAUGUCAAACAUAUCGUAAACGUCAUGGAGAAGAUCAAUUCAAACAAUUAUUAAAGACAUUUGCAGAUAAUCUGGCUAAGUGUUAUGCAGAAUCAUCAAAUGAUAUUAUUGGUAAUAAUGAUCGCGAUGAUAUUUAUGAUAAAACAAUUGCUGUUAAAUGGGCAAUACAUUUGCAUCUAAUGAAAAAAACAAUAAAUAGUAUGGAUUGA